GUAAUGUUGAUAUUGUGUGAGUCUAUACUCUAUACAUACAUAUGAAAGCCAUCUAUAGGUUUGAAAGCAAUACAAUUCAAUUCAAAUGACAAAACAUGUCUUAUUUGAUAAACAAUUAGUAUUUUAUGAUUCAAUUGUCAAUUGUAUUGAAUUUGUUGAUCACUUGUUGUCCAUUACAAGACAUACCUCAAGAUAAUUGGUGACAGAAAUGUCAAUAGAGAUCGAGAGCGCGGAUGUGAUCCGAUUGAUGGCUCAAUACCUGAAGGAAAAUAAUUUGAUGAGAACUUUGCAGACAUUACAAGAAGAGACAUCAAUAUCACUGAAUACUGUGGACUCUGUCGAGAGCUUUGUUCACGACAUACAUAGUGGUCAUUGGGAUGUUGUCCUCAAAGUGGUUCAGUCACUCAAAUUGCCCGAUAAGAAGCUAAUGGAUUUGUACGAACAGAUUAUUGUUGAAUUGAUUGAAUUGCGUGAAUUGGGAGCCGCAAGAAGUUUAUUGAGACAAACGGAUCCAAUGAUCAAAUUAAAGGCCGAACAACCUGAACGRUACAUCCAUUUGGAGACAUUACUCGCCCGAAGCUAUUUCGAUACUACUGAAGCCUAUCCCGAGGGGUCAAACAAAGAGAAACGCCGGCAACAGAUCGCUCAGAGUCUUAGCGGUGAAGUGUCUGUUGUUCCGCCUUCUAGAUUGUUGGCACUGUUAGGUCAGGCGCUUAAAUGGCAACAAUAUCAGGGAUUGUUACCCCCGGGAACAUCCAUUGAUCUAUUCCGAGGAAAGGCGUCUAUUAAAGAACAAGAAGACGAAACUUUUCCCAAUUUAUUGUCUAAAACAAUCAAAUUUGGAUCAAAAUCUCACGUAGAAGUGGCACACUUUUCACCCGAUGGCCAGUAUUUGAUUACGGGAUCAGUUGACGGAUUUAUUGAAGUCUGGAAUUUUACGACCGGAAAGAUUCGUAAAGAUUUGAGAUAUCAGGCGACGGAAAACUUUAUGCUUAUGAAUGACGCCGUACUCUGUCUUGCAUUUAGUCGCGACUCAGAAAUGUUGGCCAGCGGUUCACAAGAGGGACAGAUCAAGGUUUGGAAAUUACAGACCGGACAAUGYUUACGGCGAAUAGACAAAGCACACGCAAAGGGCGUGACCUGCGCUCACUUUAGCCGCGAUUCGUCCCAUAUAUUAUCGGCCAGUUUUGACGCCACGAUUAGAAUUCACGGCUUAAAGAGCGGCAAAAUAUUAAAAGAAUUUAGAGGACACACAUCUUUUAUCAACGAAGUGAUCUAUAGUUACGACGGACACCAUAUCAUAAGUGCCAGUUCUGACGGAUCCAUCAAAAUUUGGAGUCUUAAAACCACUGAAUGUUUGCACACAUUUAGGUCGACUGCAAUAGUGGGCACCGGAACUGUUGAUCUGACUGUAAAUUCUGUACAAUUAUUACCAAAAAAUCCGGAAAACUUUAUUGUUUGCAGCCGUAGUAAUAUUUUAAGUAUAAUGAAUAUGUCGGGACAGAUUGUUAAAAGUUAUACAAAUGGCAAACUCGAAAGCGGAGACUUUGUCUGUUGUAAAGUGAGUCCCAGAGGUGACUGGAUUUACGCUGUGGCCGACGAUUUCAAUUUAUAUUGUUUUAAUGCCAACACAACUAAACUCGAAAAAGUGCUUUCGGUUCACGAAAAAGAUGUCAUCGGACUGACACACCAUCCGCACCAAAAUCUUAUCGCCACUUAUAGUGAGGACGGAAUGCUUAAGAUUUGGAAACCAUAACAUAUUUUUAUUUAAAAUUUUGUAUAAUAUAUUCAUUACAUUAAUCAUAUUUUAUUUAUUUUUAAAAAAUCAUUCAAACAAAUAAAAAAAAGACAAAUAA
Oppia nitens is the source of this 1856-nucleotide messenger RNA. RefSeq names its product WD40 repeat-containing protein SMU1-like (gene Smu1). Gene Ontology annotation, molecular function: protein binding. The record is from RefSeq and is a predicted model, not a curated record. Gene Ontology annotation, cellular component: precatalytic spliceosome. The transcript is spliced from 3 exons. Bases 209 to 1756 code for a protein of 515 amino acids. Gene Ontology annotation, biological process: mRNA splicing, via spliceosome. NCBI's taxonomy places the organism in Eukaryota, Metazoa, Arthropoda, Arachnida, Sarcoptiformes, Oppiidae.